GAGCGUAUAUACACAAUGUGUGGGUAAGAAAAUCUUGCUGUCCAGUGCCGUUUAGCUGAAAGCAGCCACAGCCCUCUAACCUAUUGAUUUCCUGCAGGAGGAGGAUGACCUGAAAAGAGCUCUGUGGAUCUUUCUGUUUUAAAUGUUGGAAUACUUUUUUGUGUUUUAUUUCCACUGAAGAUGUUAAAAACUGAAUUUCUUUAUUGAAAUGUUACUUGCAAAUCUGUCUCUGACCAAUGUUUCUGCUAACCAGCAGUAUCAAGGGGUUUUGGAAAGAGUUUUAUUUUCCACUCUGACUACACUGCCAUGUUGUUUAUUUCUCUGCAUUAAUGGAAUCAUGCUUUUUACUUUAAGGAGCAAAGCUUUGUUCUGUGAGACGUCGCGAUACAUUCUCCUGUAUAACCUUCUGUUUGCAGACACAGUACAGAUGGCACUGAGUCAGUUAUUGUAUAUUAUUGCUGCUUGUAGGAUAACACUAACAUAUCCUGUAUGUGGUUUUCUCACCAUGCUUGCCAAUCUUACGACUGUGGUCUCUCCUGUCACGCUGGUGGUGAUGUCUCUGGAGAGAUAUGUCGCCGUGUGCUACCCACUGAGGCAUGCUAGCAUCAUCACUAUCACCAACACAGGUGUGGCCAUCAUUGUGAUCUGGGCCAUCGGUUCACUAAAUAUCUUGACUCGAGUUCUUCUGCUGUUAGAGUUUCCUUUUGAAGCCCUUGAUAGUCUGCAGAUGAAAGACUUUUGCUCUGAAAUAGCAAUGUCUGGUGGGUCUAUGUCUGAUGAUUACGACAAAGCCUUCACAUGUGCUCUGUUUAUUUCAGCAAGUGUGGCAAUCACAUGCUCUUAUAUUGGUGUUAUAGUAGCAGCCAGGUCGGCCUCCACAGAUAAAGCUUCAGCCCGUAAGGCUUGUAACACACUGCUGCUACAUCUGGUGCAGCUGGGUCUCAGUCUUUCUUCAACCAUUUGUAACCCACUACUCACAGCACUUGCAAGAGUUUUAACAAGGAUAGUGUUUGUGCGCAUCCACAAUGUUUUUUAUGUUUGUAUUUUCCUUUUCCCCAGAUGUCUGAGUUCACUGAUUUAUGGUAUCAGAGAUCAAAGCAUCAGACCUGUGCUCAUAUAUUAUCUUUGCUGUCGACUGAAAUACUCAGUCAUACAGCCGAGACUGAAGGCUGCGAUCGAAGUAGAGUGUUAGUCAGAGUAUACACCACGCUUACAAGCAUACAAACCUCAAAGUACCGUACUGCAAUUCUGGAUAACUCCUUCUGUUACUGACUUGACUUUUGAAUUUUUAUUGAAAACCAUACAGUUGUCAAAUGACACACGUGAGGAAUUGUUUGCUGCUGU
This is a messenger RNA of Haplochromis burtoni (Burton's mouthbrooder), 1344 nucleotides long. RefSeq names its product odorant receptor 131-2-like. Lineage: Eukaryota; Metazoa; Chordata; Actinopteri; Cichliformes; Cichlidae. Gene Ontology annotation, cellular component: membrane. The transcript has a single exon. Gene Ontology annotation, biological process: G protein-coupled receptor signaling pathway. The record is from RefSeq and is a predicted model, not a curated record. Bases 209 to 1192 code for a protein of 327 amino acids. Gene Ontology annotation, molecular function: G protein-coupled receptor activity.